AUGGACGCUCCCAUCUACUACUCCAGAGCAGAGUACAUCGAGACGGACACGGGGAACAAAGUAUCGCGUCGCGCGACCAUCGCUGGGCCGCAGAACAUCAUCCUUGGCGGAAAGACCAUCAUAGCGAGCGGUGCUAUCAUCCGGGGAGAUUUACGUAGAACGGGGCCUGGACAUGCGGUAGUCAUUUCGUUGGGAAGAUACUGUCUCAUCGGUGAGGGCUGUGUUAUGCGGCCACCGUACAAGACGUACCGCGGCAACUUCAAUUACUACCCGAUGAAGAUUGGUGACCAUGUGCACGUAGGAAACGGGUCGAUCGUAGAAGCAGCCACCAUUGGGAACCACGUCGAGAUCGGCAAGAACUGCAUAAUCGGCAAGUUCACGAUCAUAAAGGACUGCGCAAAGAUCGCGGAUAACACUGUCAUUCCGCCAAAUACGGUCGUCCCUGCGCUGGCGUUGUUUGCGGGUUCGCCAGGCCGAUUCAUUGAAGACCUUCCUGAGUCUAGACAAGAGAUGGUAGAAGCACAUACGAAGGGCUUCUACACCCGCUUUCAACCUGCGACCACAGAACGAUAAGCCCACUGUGUCUCCCUUUCGUGACACAGUCGUAUACCCAUAUUUGGAGAUACCACAACCUGGCCGCACCUAGGUGAGUGUCUGAGUCAAUUCUGCCUUGCCGAAGGAUCGAGCGAUUUAGAAGUCAAGCACCGACAUGUGUCCAUUUAACGGGCCAUGGUGAGGAGAAUUCAUCACCACCCUCUGACUUUUCUUUCUUUCUCGUACUCGUCGUGUUCACAUUGUCGGCGAGGUUUGCUGACAAUUCGAUAUCUAGACCUUACUUUGUUGGACGCGAGAACUUCCGGCGCUCGCAGACGAUCGCAUGUAGUGUCAAGUCUCGACGACAUUCAGGAUGAUUGUAGCGUCGGGAAUGCACAUGCUGAGAGUCUCAUUACUGGAGUGUCCUGUGAGACGGGACUCACGUCUCCAUUCCGUGUAAUUACCCUCACAGAUCAUACAUGAUAUCCGUAUGUACUG
Molecule: messenger RNA, 1032 nt
Organism: Fomitopsis serialis
Lineage: Eukaryota; Fungi; Basidiomycota; Agaricomycetes; Polyporales; Fomitopsidaceae
Product: dynactin subunit P25
Exons: 5
Coding region: 1-573 (190 amino acids)
Source: RefSeq, a predicted model, not a curated record